This is a messenger RNA of Neoarius graeffei (lesser salmon catfish), 2160 nucleotides long. Its product is annotated as ubiquitin carboxyl-terminal hydrolase 15-like. Gene Ontology annotation, molecular function: cysteine-type deubiquitinase activity; zinc ion binding. The record is from RefSeq and is a predicted model, not a curated record. Bases 95 to 1885 code for a protein of 596 amino acids. The transcript is spliced from 6 exons. NCBI's taxonomy places the organism in Eukaryota, Metazoa, Chordata, Actinopteri, Siluriformes, Ariidae.
AAACGUGCCGCAUACAGGAACUGCCGUGUGAAGGUCGAUUAUAUUCUUAUCAUUAAAAGAGAACAGUUAGCAUGAACUGAACAGGUAAACAGCGAUGGCUGCCUCCAACACUUUUCUAUCUGAAGAGCAGUUGCAGUGCUCGAUCUGUCUGGAAAUAUUCAUCAAGCCUGUCACUACUUCAUGUGGACACAAUUACUGCAUGCUUUGUCUCAACAAAUACUGGGACAACAGUCAAAAGUACAGUUGUCCGUUCUGUAAGGAAGAAUUCAGCAAAAGGCCAGAACUUUUCGUUAAUACAUUGAUAUCUAAUCUGGCUGCUCAGUUCAAAGAGUCAGUGAAGGCGCAAUCCAGCACUCGCACAAAGACGACUAACGCUGCACAGGGAAAUGUGCCGUGUGAUGUCUGUGCUGACCCUACACAGAAGGCCCUAAAGUCCUGUCUGGAUUGUGGUGUGUCGUUCUGUGAUACACAUCUGGAUCAUCAUAAAAUUUCAGCAAAACUUAAGCAACACAAAUUAAUCAAUGCUGUGAAGAAUCUGGAAGACUAUAUAUGCCAGAGGCACCAGAAACCUCUGGAGAUGUUCUGUAGGAAUGAUCAGAAGUGUGUGUGCCUGUUCUGCACUGAAGGAGAGCAUAAGAGUCACAACACCAUUCCUAUGGAGGAGGAGAUUGCAGACAAGAAGAACAAGAUGCGAAAAACACAAGCAGAUGUUCAGGAGAUGAUCCAGGACAAACGAAAAAAGAUAGAAGAAAUAAAGCGUUCUGUAGUCCUCAAAAAAAAAAAUAUACAUAAGGAAAAAGAGGACAGCACUGAAAUCUUCAGGUCUCUCAUGAGCUCCAUGGAGAGAAUGCAGGCUGAUCUGCUUCUGGUGUUGGAGAAGAAGCAGAAAGACAUAGAAAGGCAAGCUGAAUGUUCUGUUAAAGCACUAGAAGAGGAAAUUGCUGAGUUGAAAAGAAGUGGCACUGAGCUAGAGAAGCUCUUAAACUGUGAAGACCACAUCCAUCUCUUGCAGGCUUACUUCACAUUAUCCACCCCUCCCUCCACCGAUACCUGGGAUCAAAUUAUAAUUAACAGCAGUUUGAAUGUGAAGGAUAUGGUGAAAGAUUUGCUUCAUCUUCAGGAAUCUAUUAACAACAUAGCUGAGAAGAUGCCUGGUGCUAAGCGACAUGCCACCAGUAUCAGCGCGUGUAUGUAUCCAGCAGUACCCCUGGACUGUCAAAAAGAAGAGAUAGGAAGGUUGUUGAAAACUCCAUUACAAAAAGGUGACACAUGGUACCUAGUAGACUCCAGUUGGUUCAAAACAUGGAAGAAAUAUGUGGGAUUUGAUAGCUGGGACAUGCUGGGAUACCAGACAUGUCACCCUGGACCAGUGGACAACUCAGGACUCCUCACAGAUUCACUCUCUCUCAAGGAACAUCUAAUCGAAGACCUGGACUACAUCCUUCUGCCUAAAGAGGCAUGGGGUAAACUGAUAAGCUGGUAUGGCUUGACUGAGCAUCAGAAGCCUAUUGCAAGAAAAGUGGUUGAACAAGGCAUGUUUCUGAAACACUGUAAGGUGGAGGUCUAUCUCACUGAAGUGAGAUUAUGUGAAUUCAGUAAUGUGGACCAAAGUAUUCGUCGGCAGUUCAGCAAAGUAGACACAGUAGCCUGUAUUGAAAAGGAAAUGCACAAAAUCUUCAAUAUUCCUGAUGGGAAGAAGACCAGGUUGUGGCUGAAGUAUAUAAGUAAUACAUAUGCGCAUCUGAGCAACCCCGGUAGCAGUGUUCAGGAUGCUGGUAUUUACCAUGGACAGGUUGUGCUUGUAGAACAGAUAAAUAACAAUGGAACAUGGCCACGAGAUGCAGUUCCACCACCCUGCCAAAAAUCUCAAAAGAGAAAUACCUGAGUGGAGCGUGAUGAUAGUUAAAAUCAACAUUGUAAAAAAUGAUUUCUUGUUUUAACUUAAAAAAAAAAGUUAGUACCCAGGCUGCCUUAAAAUUUUGAGCUCACUGAAAUUCAUAUAGGGGCGGCAUGGUGGUGUAGUGGUUAGCACUGUCGCCUCACAGCAAGGAGGUCCUGGGUUCGAGCCCAGUGGCCUGUGAGGGCCUUUCUGUGUGGAGUUUGCAUGUUCUCCCUGUGUCUGCGUGGGUUUCCUCCAGGUGCUCCGGUUUCCCCCAAAGA